CGCUGAGGGCCCGGGGCAGAGGUGCCUGUGGGAACUUCGCAGCGUCUCUGAACAAAGCCUUCGGUCGCUUUUAUUUCCGCCCCGCACUUGCCUAGCUCGGGCGGAUUUUGUUCCUCUACGGGGAUACAGCCCUGCAGCCGUCGCUUUGUGCGCCCUCGUCCUGCCCCAGCCAUGGUGAUGUUCAAGAAGGUGAAGAGCUUCGCGGUGGCCUUCAGCGAGCCCGACAAGGUCUACUGCAGCGGGGACAAGGUGGCUGGGCGCGUGCUGGUGGAGGUGGCCGAGGUGACCCGUGUCAGCGCCGUCAAGGUGUUGGCGUGCGGCGUGGCCAGGGUGACCUGGGCCAAGGGCCCGGCGCAGUGCCGGCAGGAGAUGGAGUACCUGCGCUUCGAGGACGUGCUGGCGCUUGAGGAGCAGCCCAGGGAUGAGGACGGCUCCGUCAUCCUGAGACCCGGCAACAAGUACGAGUACAAAUUCGGCUUCGAGCUGCCCCAGGGGCCGCUGGGCACCACGUUCAAGGGGAAGUACGGCUCCGUGGAUUACUGGGUGAAGGCGUCCCUGGAGCGUCCGGCCUGCCCCACACAGCAGGUCAAGAAACGCUUCGAGGUGAUGGAUCCCGUGGAUGUGAACACCCCGGAAUUGCUGUCUCCAGUUGCAGCCAAAAAGGAGAAGAAAGUGUCGUGUAUGUUCAUCCCCGAUGGCCGCGUGUCUGUCAGCGCCCAGAUCGACAGGAAGGGCUUCUGUGAAGGCGACGAGAUCUGCAUCAACGCCGACUUUGAGAACACCUGCUCGCGCAUCGUGGUGCCCAAGGCGGCCAUCGUGGCCAAGCACACCUACCUGGCCAACGGCCAGACCAAGGUCUUCUGCCAGAAGCUCUCCUGCGUCCGUGGCAAUCACAUCAUCUCUGGUACCUCGGAAUCCUGGCGCGGCAAAACCAUCCGCGUGCGGAAGCUCAAGCCCUCUAUCCUGGGCUGCAACAUCCUGCGUGUGGAGUAUUUCCUGCAGAUCUACGUCAGCGUGCCGGGCUCCAAGAAAAUCAUCCUGGAGCUGCCGCUGGUCAUCGGGAGUCGCUCCGGCAUCGGGAGCCGCAGCUCCAGCAUGGCCAGUCAGACCAGUUCUGAGAUGAGCUGGGUGGACCUGAACCUCCCAGAUGCUCCAGAGGCUCCCCCGUGCUACCUGGACAUCGUUCCCGAGGAUCACCGGCUGGAAAGCCCCACCACGCCCCUGCUGGACGAUCCCGAUGGAUUUGACAGCCCCAUCUUCAUGUACGCUCCGGAGUUCAAGUUCAUGCCUCCCCCCACCUACACGGAGGUGGAUCCCUGCGUCGCCAACACAACAACAACAACAACAACAACAACGUCCAGUGAACAGCACGCCUGGGGUGUGCCACACACCUGCAGCACAUCUGGCCAGUACACCUGGAGGGGACUGUGCUCCCGAGGAACCGCCGCGUUCCCGAGGAACCCGCGCUGCUCCAGGGCCGUCCCCGACCUCUCGAGGGAAAAACUCCCUUUGCUCUGAGCUGGCAGGAAACCCUCAAGGACUUGUGGAGGGGGAGACAAGGGCAGAUCCAGCUGGAAAAGAGGCGGAAGAGCUCGGCUGUCGGGACGCACGCUGCCUGUCCUUGCUCUGUCGUGACAUGUGGUGACAGGAAAUCGUGGUUUUAACUAAUUCCAUCCUAAUUGACUCCUGGGUGCUGCUCUGGCUGCCCUGCGCUCCCACCGAGGGAGGGGGGACACUGUGACAUCAUGAAUCCGUCCUGUCGUGACACAAAGCUUGAUGUCGUGACCUUUUGUACUCUUCGGUUUUGUACAUAGUAUUUGGGCGGGGGGGGGGGGAAAGCACAAAAAUGCAAAUUUUGUACCUUUUUUGUGGCCCCUGGGGGGCAAAAUUUGUAAUAAACGAAUGAAACGGUGCCUGGA
Messenger RNA from Vidua macroura (Pin-tailed whydah), 1919 nucleotides. RefSeq names its product thioredoxin interacting protein (gene TXNIP). The record is from RefSeq and is a predicted model, not a curated record. Lineage: Eukaryota; Metazoa; Chordata; Aves; Passeriformes; Viduidae. Gene Ontology annotation, biological process: protein transport. Gene Ontology annotation, molecular function: ubiquitin protein ligase binding. Gene Ontology annotation, cellular component: cytoplasm.